This is a messenger RNA of Solanum lycopersicum (tomato), 1364 nucleotides long. Its product is annotated as nucleotidyl transferase superfamily protein. Gene Ontology annotation, molecular function: FMN adenylyltransferase activity. Lineage: Eukaryota; Viridiplantae; Streptophyta; Magnoliopsida; Solanales; Solanaceae. Gene Ontology annotation, cellular component: chloroplast. Gene Ontology annotation, biological process: FAD biosynthetic process; riboflavin biosynthetic process. The record is from RefSeq and is marked validated.
ACAAUAGGCCGAAUCCAUCUCAAUUUUCUUUUCUUCUGAUGAAAAUUAAGAAUGUUGAGUGGGUCUCGGUGUAAUUUUCAUUGCAGUGCUCACCAAUUUGCCACCAUUUUAGCUGCUUCUACACUGACCUCAGAAUCUUCUUUCAAAAAUUUUAGAAUCAGAUUGAGGAGCAGGAACAGUAAUAGUUCUUGUUUGAGCAAUAAAGUUUGUGAUUUUGGGGUCAAUUGUGUUCAACCCAAAUCUUCAGAUACCCAAAGCUCUUUGCUUUCUGAAACUUUGAGUGCAAUUAGGGAUUUGUUGAACCCAAAUGUUCAUAUAACCAAAGCUCUUUAUUUUCUGAAACUUUGAGAUUCUUGUUUGAGCAAUAAAAAUUAGUGAUUUAUUGAACCCAACUGUUCAUAUAACCAAAGCUCUUUAUUUUCUGGAACUUUGAGCCAAUCUGGAACAGAUGAGGAGCCUCCAUCAGAAAGAUUGCCAAUUCUUACAGGCGGGAUAGUAGCUCUGGGGAAAUUUGAUGCACUCCAUAUUGGUCACCGCGAGCUUGCAAUUCAAGCAGCAAAGAGAGGAAUUCCAUUUCUUCUUUCAUUUGUUGGGAUGGCGGAAGUACUUGGAUGGGAACCAAGGGCUCCCAUUGUUGCUGAAUGUGAUCGCAAAAGGAUUCUUUCGUCUUGGGCUCCUUAUUGCGGUAGUAUAAUGCCAAGGGAACUCCAGAUAGAUUUUUCGAAAGUUCGAUAUCUUACGCCUUGUCAGUUUGUGGAGAAGCUUUCCAAAGAGCUGGGAGUACGAGGAGUUGUUGCUGGCGAGAAUUAUCGUUUUGGAUAUAGAGCUGCUGGUGAUGCAUCAGACCUUGUGAAGCUCUGUGAGGAGUAUGGAUUAGAGGCUUAUAUAAUCAAUUCUGUCAUGGACACAAAUCAAAUUUCUGGAGACUUGAACUCUAAAGACGGUAAAGAGAGAGGGCAAGUAUCAUCUACUCGUGUUAGGUAUGCCCUUCACAAGGGAGACAUGAAAUAUGUGUCAGAGCUAUUAGGUCGGAACCAUCGUCUUAUUUUAAUGAUGGAAGACCAAGAAAGGUUUACUAGUGAGAGAAAUAGGCUGUCUGCUCCAAAGUCUUGUUUGUUGAAUCUUGCACCUAAGGAAGGUCUUUAUGAGAAUUGUUCAGUUUUGAUUGACAAGAGUGUUAUUCCCUGCAGAGUAAUAGUUGAUACAACAUAUAUUCAUUUGGAAUCCUAUGAGGUAGCUAGUUUUUCCUGUGUUACUUCUCAAGACUUAAAGAUAUUGGGUAUUGACUUUGGCAGUCCAAAGUUAGAAGGGGUUCAAAUUUUGUAAUUCAUUCCCGAUAAUUUGUUAGUGCAACCAUUUCUGAA